AGUAUAUUUGCCUGACAAAAGACAGUGCAGAAUUCCCGUGAGAAAAUCGUCAGAAAACUCACGCUGUCUGUACCUGAAAGAGAGCCUCUCAGGCACCCAAAGCUAACGGUAACCUUGCAAAUUUGCAAUCAAAAUUGCUCUCAAAAAUUAUCCCCAUUCACGCUAAUAUAUAUUCCUACUAACAGUAGUGCAACAACACUAAAUCAAUGAUGAUAUAAUUUUUGCUUGUUUUUUUGUGUGCAUUUGUGAACACUUGCUAACAUGUGCAUUCAAGAUAAACAGUAACUCAUACCUCUCCUCAUCACGCUUUGACCAAACUGAGGCGAAAAAGCAUGAUUCUCGUAGAUGACAUCACAACAUCAACACAAUUUAGAAAAGAAAUACAAUAAAAUAGUUCACUCUUGAAAGUAUUGUAAUACAUCUGAAAAUAACCAUAAAUUAAUAAAUAAUAAAUAAAUAUGAGGGAUUUUCGGUGAAAUACAUAAAGUAUAUUUUACACCUGUUACAUAAACAAAACUGUAUAUGAUUUUUGGAGGGUUAGACAUGGGUUUUCUUUCCAUUGCCCUUGAUUAAUAGAAACAAAACUAACACAAUAUAUGUUUUCCGAGAUAUACUAUUUUUUUAUAUGAUAGAAUAACUGAUAGAUGACGUCAUGACGGUCACCUACACCGCGCAAGUUGCCAAUGCGCGCUUCUGCGGGUUCUCCAAACUGCUCCUAGCCUGGAGGGGAAGCAUCUACAAGGUCUUAUGGAAGGAGUUCCUUGCUUUCUUCGCCAUGUAUACUGCCAUCAGUGUCACUUACAGAUUCUUCCUCUUUGAUGACCAGAAGAGGUAUUUUGAAAAACUGGCAAUUUACUGCAACCACUAUGCCAGUCUCAUCCCCAUGUCUUUUGUGCUAGGUUUUUACGUGACACUGGUGGUGAACCGCUGGUGGAAUCAGUACACCCGCAUUCCAUUACCUGACCGCCUGAUGUGCGUGCUCUCUGGCGGCCUGCAGGGUGUGGACGAGCGCGGGCGGCUGCUGCGACGCACCAUGAUGCGCUAUGCAAGUCUGUCCGCGUUACUGAUUUUGCGCUCGGUCAGCACCGCGGUGUUCAAACGCUUCCCGACCAUGGACCACGUCGUGGAAGCAGGGUUCAUGACCAAGGAGGAGCGGAAGAAGUUUGAGAGCCUCAAGUCCCCCUAUAACAAGUACUGGAUUCCCUGUGUGUGGUUCACUAACCUGGCCGCCCUGGCCCGCUGUGAGGGCAGGAUUAAGGACGACAGCACCCUCAAACUAGUGCUGGAGGAACUCAAUCAUUUCAGAGGGAACUGCAGUAUGCUUUUCCAUUACGACAUGAUCAGUGUUCCUCUGGUCUACACUCAGGUGGUGACUCUGGCCGUGUACAGUUUUUUCUUUGUGUGUCUGAUAGGACGUCAGUUCCUGGACCCCACACAGGGCUACCUGGGUCAUGACCUGGACCUGUACGUCCCCAUCUUCACUCUGCUGCAGUUCUUCUUCUACGCUGGCUGGCUCAAGGUAGCAGAGCAGCUGAUAAACCCAUUUGGAGAGGACGAUGAUGACUUUGAGACCAACUGGCUGAUAGACAGGAACUUCCAGGUCUCCAUGUUGGCAGUCGAUGAGAUGUAUGGGGAUCUUCCCAUCAUGGAAAGAGACCGAUAUUGGAACGACUCUAACCCUCGUCCUCCCUACACUGCAGCAACUCUAUUCAGGCUGCGCAAACCCUCCUUCCAGGGCUCCACCUUCGACAUGGCGAUUCCCAAAGAGGAGAUGCACUUCGCGCCCCUGGCGGAUAUCACUGAGAACGUGGAGUCUCAGCGUGGGGGUCACCACCCCAACAUGGCCCUGUUCAACCGGCUCCUCUUCACUGCCCCGUCCCCCACGGGACUCAUUGGAGGGGCGCUGCGCCGCACCUCCGCCCAGCUCCAAAGGUUCCGCCGUCGCUCCGGGAUGUACCCGCCCUCCUUCAGUGAUGAAGAGGGUGAGGACGAGGAUGAUGAAGGUGGGAAGACUUUGUGGCCGUCUGGGGGCUCGCUGCCGUCUGUUUUGGGUCAGGAUACUCAGAGUACCAUAUGUAGGUGUGGAGGAGUGUUGAAUGCUAGGACCCCCCUCAUGGAGGUACAGUUUGGGGUUGGGGUGGAGAGAUGUGGGGAUGCCCUUCAAAGCCAGGAAGAGAUUAUGGAAGAAGAAGAGGAUGAGGGGAACACCCAGAAGGGGGCAGAGAAAGAGAAGAUGGAGGGAGGCAACACUGAGGUGACAGGAGAUAUUCAAAGCCGCAUGCCACUGCUCCCAUCACCCCUCCAGCCUUCCAGAGACCGAGGCCAAACAUCCGUCAGACAACCCCAGGAUAAGACACCCAGACCAGCCUCGACAACCCCCUCCAGCCCCCUAGCCCCCAGCAUCAUCCACCCCCGUUCCACAGCCUGCUCCACCCAAGACCUUGUCAUCUCUGAACCAAUCACAGAGCAGAGCACAGUGAUCCCCGCCAUUCCCAAGCCGCCCAUUGGUGGAGCCAAGAUGUCUUUCCUCACUGUGCCGUCCUACAGCGCCCCAAAGCGUCAUAGGAGCGUCAGCAUGGUGUCAGAGUCCCCAUCGGCUCCGAAACGACAAACUACACCCUGUUCUAGCCAAAAUUAGUGCACUACUUAGGGAAUAGGAUACCAUUUCAGAACCGGACUAUGAGUAAGGGAGAACAUGCACACUUCUGUCCAGCUGGGACCAACACAUUACACUGAAAAGCUAGGUCAUAUGUCACUGUAGUAUGUUCAUGAGAAAUCACUGGUCUAUAUUCAGAUUCCAAGAACACAGGAUGAGAUGUUACUAUCCUUUGUGCAAGCACUUCCAAGAGUUAAUGAACAGUGAGCGUGGUGAAAUUUGGGGAGCGCAUCGUCAGUAGUGUACCUUUGGUUCCUAGGGUGUUUCGGCCUUUCACACUAUACACCCUCCCCAAAGGCGGCCAGCGACAGGGUGAUCAAUCCUACGCUUGCGUCCCAUUCCCAAUUAGUCAUAGGAGUUGCCUUGUUGUUGAUAGCCAACAUCCCAUGGGACUAUGCAUGGCAGGGGCGUCCUCCUCCCUGAGUCAAGCAUUGUUGACCGCAUACCUCCUGGCCCUCUCACUUCGGGGCCCAGCUGGGGUCUUUCCUCUUCAUCCAGAGCCACUGACUGCUGCCUUCUGCCGCCUCUGAUACAGCUUUGAUUGCCGAACGCUGGCUCUGGCCCUUAAUUCCCAGGUCUCUAAGCAGUCUGGUUGUAGAUGUUGCCACAAAACCUCUGCAGCCCACCUCCACUGGUCGGACUUCUGUAACUAUAGAUCAUGUGCAUGAAGUUCAUCCUACGGAUCAAUCCACCCAGAUGCUUCAAGGUUGGGCUGCAGCUUUCACUGUGUUCACCAAUCUUACACUGUACAUUUACUUUAGAUGAAUGAUUUUUCACCUUGUUUCAUUGUUAUGAAUUAUAAUGAGGUAAAUAAAAAGAAAAGAGAAAUCUUUCUCGCCAUAGUUCCAUUUCUGUUGCUAGGAGACACAAUAGCUUGGGA
Messenger RNA from Oncorhynchus masou masou (cherry salmon), 3536 nucleotides. RefSeq names its product bestrophin-2-like. Gene Ontology annotation, molecular function: chloride channel activity. The transcript has 9 exons. Lineage: Eukaryota; Metazoa; Chordata; Actinopteri; Salmoniformes; Salmonidae. The coding region runs from base 653 to 2638 and encodes 661 amino acids. The record is from RefSeq and is a predicted model, not a curated record.